Folsomia candida is the source of this 3266-nucleotide messenger RNA. RefSeq names its product ribosomal protein S6 kinase alpha-5. NCBI's taxonomy places the organism in Eukaryota, Metazoa, Arthropoda, Collembola, Entomobryomorpha, Isotomidae. The record is from RefSeq and is a predicted model, not a curated record. Gene Ontology annotation, biological process: protein autophosphorylation; intracellular signal transduction; peptidyl-serine phosphorylation. Gene Ontology annotation, molecular function: calmodulin binding; calcium-dependent protein serine/threonine kinase activity; calcium/calmodulin-dependent protein kinase activity. The transcript is spliced from 9 exons. Gene Ontology annotation, cellular component: nucleus; cytoplasm. Bases 1 to 1071 code for a protein of 356 amino acids.
AUGACGUCUAAAUUCUCGUCCAUUAUUAUUGAGAGCGCGGGUGUUAUUUCCUUGAAUCCACUAAAUUUUGCUCUCUUCUCAGUUCUGACCGAAUUUGAUGACAAUAUUUUUAUAAUCAUUCAGGCGCACGCGUACAUUGUCCUUGAGCUUUUGAAAGGAGGCGAGUUGCUGGAUCGAAUUCGUCAGAAGGAGCGGUUUACAGAAGAUGAAGCCAGUCAAAUAAUGCGAAAACUAGUGCGUGCUGUUCAUUUUAUGCAUUCCAAAGGAAUUGUUCAUCGGGAUUUGAAACCAGAGAAUCUCCUGUUCGUCGACGAAAGUGAGGAUUCAGAAAUCAAAAUCGUAGAUUUUGGAAGGUAUUUACACGAGAUAUAUAUGUUUAAAUUUAAUUAUUCAAGAUUAUUCAAAUCUACUGAGAAGGAUACUAUGAAAACUCCUUGCUUCACACUCCACUACGCUGCUCCUGAAGUACUUCGGCAGGCCAUGAAUCAAAAUGACGAAGGAUAUGGUUCUAGUUGUGAUAUUUGGUCACUUGGUGUAAUAUUGUACACAAUGUUGUCGGGAAGAGCCCCAUUUCAAGCUCGCAGUCGAGAAGAGACCGCUGCAGCAAUCAUGGCUCGCAUAAAAGGAGGUCAAUUUGAUUUUAAUGGUACAGAAUGGCAACAUGUAUCUCCUCAAGCAAAAAAUGUAACAAAAGGAAUGCUUACUGUGGAACCCGCAAAACGACUGAGAAUGGAAGACUUACUAGAUAACUUAUGGCUGGAAGGAGGAAUGGGUGGUUUGUUGGCUACUCCCAGUAUUUUAAUUAAAAGCCAACGUGGUGCUGAAACGGCAGGUAAAAUGUUUAUGCAAUUAAAUAUUUGGGGACAAUUAUUAAUGAUGAUAAAUUUUCAGUUGGGAAAACGUUCAAUGCCUUUCAUAUGGCUCAAAAAGAAGGCUUCCGUUUACAGGAUAUCGCAUCCUCAAAAUCACAACUGGCUCAAAGACGAAAAAUUAAAAAAUCGACAGACGGACGAUCAUCAUCUUCCAGUAAUUUUUCAUCUGCUUCGUCCUUGUCAGGAGGCUCAUGUGUGAUCAGUAAAGGAUCCAAUGUGUCAUCCUCUUUGUCAAAGAGAAGUUCUAAUGAGCAAGAAGGUCCUAACUUUUUCAGCUUUGGUGAAGCCCGUGUUCAAGAAUUCCUCAAUUCAAUUCAAGAAGAAGAGUUCAAAAAGAAUAUUUCCUCAUUGCCCGAACGUAAUAGCUUUAGUUCUAAUUUCCACUCUUCCACAUCAUUUUCCGGAAGUAGCGUUUCUUCCAUUUCCAACAUAAGUUCAGCCCGUGCUAGCAAUAUCCAUUCCCGAAGCAAGCAUCCAGGACCACCCCCUUUGACGCCUGUCUCCACUUUCUCAUUUCCUCAAAACUCGACUGACUCGACCAAAAAAGUGCGAACUACUCCGCCCACCUUGGUGGCUAUUCAGCCGACGGUGCCCGCUACUCAGACUGUACCUGUGGAAGUUGAACUUCCUCAAACGAAAACACUCGUCACUCGAACAACGAUACCAUUAACUGGGACGUCAUUUCUGCCCACCUUCAAAUUUGAGCCUAUAAUGACGAGAGCCAGAAAACGAAGAAUAGAUGACCAAGGUGGAAGGAAAACAGACUUAAAAAGUGCCUACAUAAACCCCCCAAUUGCUGGAGAUUCCUUGAAACCUGUCGAUUUGGCACUUCCUGCUCGUGUGCGUCAACAACAACAAACGGAACCAAUCUCUGAAUCGAUUGAUGAAUUCCAUCAUCGUCGUCCAAACAUCGGUACAUCACCCAGUAAUAAUUUUACUGGAAAUGAAGGUCCAACUCAAAAAUAUAAACGCAAGCGAAUGAAGAAUCUGUGAUACAUGUGUAAUCUUAAAUCACAAUUUAUCCAAGCUAUCAACGUUGUGUUAAAUCAGAAUGUUGCAUUAUUAAUGCUACUGAUUACCUCGUAACUGUAUCCGUGUCUUAAUACUUACAUAUACGCAUAUAUAUUAAUCAAUUUAAAUGAAUCUAAUCUUUGAGUAUUCUCGUCUCCUCCAAUAAUUUGUUAAUAGCAAGUUAUACACAUACAUUAUUAUGCAAGAUCAAGUAUUCUCAACUGAUAAUUAGUUGCAAGGUGAUCCAUAUGAAUAUCGAAGCGAGAGUAUCAGAAAUUCGUAUACUUUGAAUAUUGAAGAAUUCAUGAGGUGGGACGCUAAAAACGUGUUUGCAUAUACAUAAUUAUGUAUUGAUAGAUCUUCUUAACUUGUCGUCACUGGUGCUGUAAAAGGAGAUGCGAUCAGUUCUCCAACUUUGCAGACUCUUCAAGUCUUGAUCGUACUAUUAGUAAUAAUUAUUAUUCAAAUCGAUAGAUAUAUUUUAUAACAAUUCCGAAAUAUUUACAAAUAUAUGUUUGUUUUAUUGAGAGAUUUAUAAUCAUUGGUGAAUAGAUAUUUUAUUAUUAUUUAUCUAGAAUUAUACAUUAGCAUCUUAUUAUGAAUCUAUGCCCACUUAUGUACUAAUGUGAGUAUUACUAUAAAUGAAUAUUUAACAGGUUGUACCUUAUACAUAUAUCAGUGUCAAGUAGGAAUCGUGUACUGAAAAGAAUUUUUUUUCUCGAAAUUAUUCUUCUGGGCCACUAACUGUAGAUACGGUCUCAACUCCUUGAAACAUUUUUGUCAACACAUUCUUUAAAUUACACGUGAAACGAAACAGAGCUGUUUUUGCAAGCAAGAAUUUUUUUAGUACUGUUUAACACAACACCACAUUGGCUACAAAGUUUGCAAAUACAACACGUCCGCGUUUAAGUAACCCUUCCAUCCAAUUUGGAAGAAAAGAAGUCUGUCGCUACGCUAGUCAACCGUCGGAAACCACAAAAGUUACAAAAAACAGAGAUAGAAAAUAUACUACAUACAUAUAUCACUCCGAAAAAUAAAUAGAUUGAAAAUCUACUUCAAUAAACCAGAAGAAUCAUGUAUCACAUAGAAGUAUCAUAAUUCUGGUCAGGAUAUUCAUGACAUUUUGACCAAACCCAAACCACAAACCCAUCAUCGGGAUUUGAGAUAUGAGGUAGAAAAAAGAAGUAUGUAUGCGUGUCCAACACGAGUGAAGAGUCAAACAAAUGUCUCAAUUUCUUUAAAAAUAAUCAUAAAAAAAUAUGUGAUUAGAUCGGAUGCGUCACAAUAACCCUCUCGAUUCACUCAAAGAAAGGAAGAAAGAGGCAAUUCGUUUGUAUCCGCUGACUAACAAGGGAACCAUUCAUGCAGAGAACUUCAACAUCG